AUGGGGAUCAAAUACCCCCGAGCCACAAAAAAAGGAGGAUACACCCCGGGGCACAACACCCCCCCCCGGUCAGCCUCUCCCCUUCCAGAGAGGCAGUCGGGGCCCCGGGUUUACAGCCCCAAAAAGGGGUACCCGAGUCCCAAAUACGAGACGUCCCCAAGUACCCCAACAUACCAAGACGGCGUACCCCCAAAGACCCCAAAAAUACCCAAAACGUGGUACCCAAAGUACCCCAAAAUACCAAACGUGCGUACCCCCAACGUACCCCCCCAUACCAAGACGUGCGUUUCCCAACGUACCCCAAAUUUCAAGACUGCGUACCCCCCCCGUACCCCAAAUACCAAGACGGCGUACCCCAACGUACCCCCCAAAAUACCCAAAAGUGCGUACCCAACUACAAAACGUACGUACCCCCAAAGUACCCCCAUACCAAGACGUACCCCCAACAUACCAAGACGUGCCCCAACAUACCAAGACGCACCCGCCCCGCACCACUCCACCGCCAAAGUCCACCUCAUCCCCUCAGUUAACGAUCUCCGAACACCGUCGACGGGAUCGAGGACAAGCCGAGGAUCUGCUUCGCAACGAAACCCGAGACGUUCACACUCCCUGCACCGAAGCUUCGAAGCAACGAAACCCGAGACGUUCACACUCCCUGCACCGAAGCUUCGAAGCAACGAAACCCGAGACGUUCACACUCCCUGCACCGAAGCUUCGAAGCAACGAAACCCGAGACGUUCACACUCCCUGCACCGAAGCUUCGAAGCAACGAAACCCGAGACGUUCACACUCCCUGCACCGAAGCUUCGAAGCAACGAAACCGAGACGUUCACACUCCUGCACCGAAGCUUCGAAGCAACGAAACCGAGACGUUCACACCCCCUGCACCGAAGCUUCGAAGCAACGAAACCCGAGACGUUCACACUCCCUGCCCCGAAGCUUCUAAGCAACGAAACCCGAGACGUUCACACUCCCUGCACCGAAGCUUCGAAGCAACGAAACCGAGACGUUCACACUCCCUGCACCGAAGCUUCGAAGCAACGAAACCCGAGACGUUCACACCCUGCACCGAAGCUUCGAAGCAACGAAACCCGAGACGUUCACACUCCCUGCACCGAAGCUUCGAAGCACCGAUCCUUGACCACGAAACAGAUAUACCAGAUUCCGUAUCAUAUUACUACAUUCCACGUUCCAAAUCAUAUGCCAUAG
Penaeus monodon (black tiger shrimp) is the source of this 1209-nucleotide messenger RNA. RefSeq names its product serine/arginine repetitive matrix protein 1-like. NCBI's taxonomy places the organism in Eukaryota, Metazoa, Arthropoda, Malacostraca, Decapoda, Penaeidae. The transcript has 3 exons. The coding region runs from base 1 to 1209 and encodes 402 amino acids. The record is from RefSeq and is a predicted model, not a curated record.